AUCGCGGUGUGAAUGGUAUAAAAAGGAUGGGCGUUUGAUUUUGUUAUUAUAAGAAGAAGUCUGCAUUUGAAUGCUGUUGAAGAAACAAGCAAAGUUUAUACAGAAACUGUAAGAAAGAAUGUACAAGGUUUUUCUGCUCGCUUUUGCAUGCCUCAUAUUGGCUGAAGCACGAAGAUUCGAAAAAAUUUGGUCACGAAACGACAGUUUCAGGAACAAGAGAUUGUUUGGACCAAUACAAGUUUGUCGAGAUCUUCAAGAAGAAAAAGUGGUCAAAACUAGCACUUUGGUCAACAGUGCUGGCAAUUUACAUCCUCCCAAAAUUCUGACAGUACGCUGUAGAAAAGAGGACGGAAUUGCAAGAGGAGUAAAUGAUCCAAGCAUUAUUUGUAAAACGAAAACGAAAUCAUUUGAAGUGGUUGAAUAUGAUGACCAAGGGACAUUAAUUACACCGCACACUGUUGACGUCCCUGUGGACUGUAUUGCUUAUAAAAUUGUGUAAAUAGAAAAAGAAAAGACAAUAAGUAUAUAGAAAUUGCUUUAAUAGACAAUUUUGUUGUAGAUU
This is a messenger RNA of Dendronephthya gigantea, 562 nucleotides long. RefSeq lists its product as uncharacterized. NCBI's taxonomy places the organism in Eukaryota, Metazoa, Cnidaria, Anthozoa, Malacalcyonacea, Nephtheidae. Bases 119 to 499 code for a protein of 126 amino acids. The transcript has 3 exons. The record is from RefSeq and is a predicted model, not a curated record.